Messenger RNA from Oikopleura dioica, 798 nucleotides. NCBI's taxonomy places the organism in Eukaryota, Metazoa, Chordata, Appendicularia, Copelata, Oikopleuridae. The record is from the annotation of a GenBank genome assembly.
AUGAUGAUGAUUUGGGCGAUUUCUGGUGUUUAUGUGAACGCUUUCGUGGAAAUUUACUUGCACGAGACUGUGUUCGGCCCGAAUCAACUUGAAUAUGAGCCGCUUUGGGAUAUCUACGAGCUAUUUGGCGAGGAAAGAAAUGGAAUCGAUGGACUGUUUUCUUUCACCGAGAGAGCGAUGCUUUUCUUCCUGAUUUGCUAUAUCUUUCUUCUUGCUCUUAGCCCGAAUCGCCAAGUUAUCAUUCGAAGAUUCUGCUUCCUCGGUGGACUCAUCUAUUUUUACAGAGCGCUUUUUAUUUCGGUAACAACUUUGCCCCCUACAAGAAAACUAGUUGGAGAAUGCUCAAGACCACAAACUUCAGGAACGAUUGGAGAGCUCCUCAUACGGACUUUCUUCUUUGUUUUGACGGGCGGGUUCAAAAUGAAUCAAGAUGGAAACAACAUUUGCGGGGGUUAUCUUUUCUCCGGCCAUACAUCGAUCAUCAUCCUGUUCUCCCGAUUCGUUUGCAACUAUUCUUCAAAAAAGCUGCCAAGGAGCUUCAAAUAUGGACUGAAGGUGUUGGAAGUUUUGUCAAUCGUUUGCAUCAUUCUUGCACAUGAGCAUUAUACAAUCGACAUCAUAACUGCCUGGUUCUUGAUGACAAGAGAAAUGUGGAUUUAUACUUCUUUACUACAAACUCAAGACGAAAAUUUGAACGAAAAUAUCGCUCUUACAAAUGUCUGGUGGUCGAGUUUCUUCGAAUGGAUCGAAGAGGACUUGCCUCGAGAUGAAUUCUACCUGCCGAAAGAAAACUUCUAG